AUGAUAGCGUCGAAGGAUGCACCUGUCGGCAUUAUCGACCCUGAUGACGUUGGACUCUUUGCCGCUCAUCUUUUGUCUCAAGAAGACCCCACUAUGCACAACACGGCCAGAUAUGUUCUGAAUAGGCCAGAGGACAUUACUGGGAAGCAGAUUGUCGACAUGGUCGAGCAGCACAUUGGUACGCAGGUUGAGGAAGUCAGCUAUAAAGACAUGUCAUUCAUCAACUUGCUUUAUGAGCACAUUCAGGCACCAAAUCAUCAGUCAAAGAACAUUGUCUUGUCGAUCAAGCACACCGCAGAGAUGGCAUGGGAAGGAGAAUGCUUAACUUCUACAACGAGCCGGAAUGUACUAGAGCUCGCCCCGCCCAAGGGCACACCUGCUGAGGUGCUGGCGGCCCUUUUGAAGGAGUAA
Penicillium lagena is the source of this 411-nucleotide messenger RNA. Its product is annotated as NmrA-like family protein. NCBI's taxonomy places the organism in Eukaryota, Fungi, Ascomycota, Eurotiomycetes, Eurotiales, Aspergillaceae. The record is from RefSeq and is a predicted model, not a curated record. Bases 1 to 411 code for a protein of 136 amino acids. The transcript has a single exon.